Messenger RNA from Scatophagus argus, 2673 nucleotides. It is a transcript of the gene c3h1orf159, whose product is annotated as chromosome 3 C1orf159 homolog. The coding region runs from base 232 to 831 and encodes 199 amino acids. Lineage: Eukaryota; Metazoa; Chordata; Actinopteri; Scatophagidae. The record is from RefSeq and is a predicted model, not a curated record. The transcript is spliced from 9 exons.
AUCAUACCCGGAAGUGCCUAUGCUAAAUGAAAGCACAUAGUUAUGGUAUGCUACAUGGCUGCGCAUUGCAGGAUUGUCUCUGGUUGAACUUUAGGGGUGCGUUGAUGACAAAGCUGCCAAAAAUAUAAGUGACCCUCUGCUGAUACGUCGGCGGCGGACGAGACCUGACGUUGGUUUAACCACACCUAGGAGUUUGUUCAGGCCAGAGCCUAGUGUUCGGCUGGUUCGAAUAUGACUCUGUCAUUCCUAUUGGUCUUGGCUGCAACUGUGAUUCUUAUCAGACCUGAGACACCUGUAACCAAGGCCCUACAUCAGAACUCACUUGAGUGCUGUGGCGAGAAACAGAGAGUGAACAAUUCAUGUUCAAAUGACACUCACUGUGAACCAGGAUGCUUCUUGCGUAUUCUCGAGAACAGCAACACUGUUUGCAUAUUCUGUGACUCAGCAGCUGUGGAUAUGGAGAACAUAACAGUCUGUACCUACAACUAUACAGUGGAGAGGAAAAAUCACACAACUGUUACCACUGUCCUUCCUAAAAUUGGAGGGCCAGGUGUGGCAGCCUCCCUUCUUGUGGGAACACUGUUGAUCAGCUUGUUCCUGAUCCUCUCCGUCGCCUCCUUUUUCUACCUCAAACGCUCCAACCGACUCCCAAGCAUCUUCUACCGCCGAAACAAGGCCUUCAUAUUCCAACCAAGUGAGACAGCUGUCAUGAUCCCCUCCACGUCAGUGAGGAAGCCAAGAUACGUCAGAAGGGAGCGGGAGAGCGGGAGAAGGGAGCUGAAUAGUGCAACCGUACCCACCACAUCCACCACUCAAGACUAUAAUGUGUAGGAGGAGCGAAGUGAGCGAGUCCUGAUGCAGGUAGGACAGAAGGCUCAGGAAUGAUGGAUUUUCUUAUCAUGUGAAGCUUUAACAGUGUGAAGACAGACCAGAUGAAUCAUACAUCAGAGGCCAGAUUUAACUGUAGCUGCUUCUGCUGCAUUCUCUCCAGGGCUGUUUUUUUUUUUUUUCCUGUGUUUAACAAGAGUAUGAUAUUGAAAACAAUCGGUAACUGACCUGUCAAUCUUCCUUAAACGGUCUCUGACUUGUAUUAAAUCAGUUUUUCACACGACACCUGAAACAACCCAAGCGAAAUGUGAUGUGUUUUCAUCCCACUUCACGCAGCACUACAGAAUCACUCCUUUGUUUUUAAGUCUAAACACUGUUGUUAGUUUUUAUCUGUUGUUUGACAGUGUGUGUUCAGGCGGCACUUAAGUGAUGGGUUUCAUUAAUAUGUGGCCCUGUUUGAUAAAGGAAUAGACAUUUAAGGACAUAUAUUACAUGUACUCUUUUAAUCUGUAUAAAAAAACUGAAGGGGAGAAGCCGCAAUUUCCCCCGUUUGUACGGACCAGAGUAUUUGGCAUAAUUAUAAUUUUUUUCACUUUGGUUUUUGCACAGAUUUAAUGGACAGGAUGUAACAUGUUAUUGCCGAGCUUUAGAGGUGCUGGUGGAUUUCUAAGCUGAGCUAAGACUUGGCUUAGCUCUGCUGGCAGUAGCUUCAUAUUUUUAACCGAUAAAGGAGUAGUGUUGGUCUUUUUUUCUUUCUUUUUUUUAAUAAAUGCGUGAUAUUUAUUUAGAUUUUAUAAAUGUGCACUGAGUCUUACUGAUAACGAUCAGACCAACAGAAUAAAUGAUGUGUCUCCGAGCAGUUGAGUUCUUCUGGGGCAUUUUAAGAGGAGGCCCUUUGAUUGUUGUUGUUGUUGUUGUUUGUUUCUUUGUUUGCGUGUUUUUUUAUAAUUGCAUUUAUAUUUAUUUAUUUUUUUAUGCUUAACUAAGGUGAAUGUAUUACAAAUGUACAAGAAAUCAUGCUUUGCAGCUGAUUGUGAAUUGCAUUCCGCAACAACCCAAUCAUGAAAGAUCAGUCAUUUUCAACAACAUAAUUAUGUUUUUUCAAAGAAAGGUCUGCUAUCCUGCAAAAUCUGUUAAAAUACCAAGUUUGUUCCUUGAAGCAAAUUUAAAUUCCAAUAUAUUUUUAUCUCAAAACAUGAAAAUUUACAAAUCCUUGCGCACUUUAUUUGUCUGCCAUCAGCUAAUUUUUAAAAGACAUACUCUAAAUAAUUUGUUGCCAUCAGAUGUGUUUGAGACAUUUUCGUUGUGGCAACAUUAUUGUUGCGUUGUGAACAUUACUUGACUAUUAACUUCUGCCAAAUGUUGUCUGAAGAAAAUGGCUUUUACUGUGCCAUUACUGUGAUUACUGUGCCAUUAUGAGCUUUAAAUGUAGCCAGGAAAUGUAAAGUUAUGGCGUGAUGAAUAAUUAGGUGUAUGAAUUAUAUCCAGUGGCCUAUAUUGUAUACAAUUCUAAAACAAGGCUAGUCAUCCAAGUUUUAUUUGCUACAUGAUAUUUUAUUUCCUAUAAUUUUAUAUCUUGACAACACUAAGGCUGUUGAAAGUUACUUCUGUCUUCAGUAUAUGUGAAGCCACAUGAAAUGCACCAGGAAAAAGGCAGCAACCAUUCCAUGAAUAUUUCCCUUUUUGCUUCAUGUGUUUGCUCUUGUGCAGACAACCGUAAGCUGAAUACACAUACAUAUUGUUUUAUACAGAUGAUGUAUUGUUUUUGUAAUGAUGUAUAUAUUCUAGUUUCAGUGCCAUGAAGAAUGUACUGAAUGUUUGGAGAAAUAAAGCACCUUUCCGUAA